Messenger RNA from Mytilus californianus (California mussel), 7957 nucleotides. Its product is annotated as run domain Beclin-1-interacting and cysteine-rich domain-containing protein-like. The transcript is spliced from 23 exons. Gene Ontology annotation, cellular component: intracellular membrane-bounded organelle. Gene Ontology annotation, molecular function: phosphatidylinositol phosphate binding. The record is from RefSeq and is a predicted model, not a curated record. Bases 10 to 2832 code for a protein of 940 amino acids. Lineage: Eukaryota; Metazoa; Mollusca; Bivalvia; Mytilida; Mytilidae.
UAAACAGGAAUGGCGGACGAGGAAAAUCCUCAUUUGAAACAUAGAUUAGAUCACCAUUACUUGAUAAACAGCUUGAAAUCUGUGGUGGAAGGUUUAUUGGCCACUCACAGUACAGAUGUUUGGAGUACUUAUGGUGGACUAAAUCGUGUUACAAAAGAAGUAGAAAAAAUUCUCUACCAUGGAUUGAGAAGUACACAGGGAAAGUUUGGAAGUCAGGUGGAUUUUUGGCCCUUUGUACAUGGACUUAAGAGGCUGAAUCCUAUCCAGUCUCCAUCUAUUGAUAAAAUCAUUAGAUUAGCCCACAGUACACAGGGCAUUGAUAAAGGUCAUGUAUGGGUGAAGGAAGGUUUAAGAGAACACAAUCUUACAGCUCAACUACAGACUCUAGUACACAACAGAGAACAUUUAAACCAGUUUUAUUAUGAUUACAGUUUUCUAAAUACCAAAGAGUACUUCCAUUCUAUGUGCCUAUGUCUACAAGCAGUAGAACAGAACAGAGUUACCCUUUUGGCAGAACUAGAUGUCAAUCUUUUAAGUGGAAAAAGAAAACCUGAUGUUAAGAGAAGUGAAUCAUUGCCAGUUAUGAGAAGGGCUUCCAGUCACCAUGAGGCUUUGGCACUUGCACCACGUUUUGCAUCUCCAAGACAGGAGAGUGUAUUUUCUUUGUCAGAUGAGCAUGCUAUACCUGUUAAUGUUGGUAGUGCCUCUCCGGUAGAAGCAAAGAUGUUGGCAAGAGAUGCUUUAAGAACUGUUUUGCGAAAAUCUGGCUCUGAUUCCCCAACUGAUUCUCCAGAAGCAGGAUUUAGUUUCUAUGACAACAAUACAGAAGAUCCUUUGUCUCAUGUUUCCAUGACAGAACAUAUAGCAGAUUCUAAAGAAAGUUCAUCUGAAGAUCAAACUCCUCAGGGAAAGUUGCCAAGCAAAUCAACACUGUCUUCUGUUAAAAAGUCUUUGACCCCUGACCCUAUUGGAAGUUCUGAAAAAAAUUACAGUGGUAGACCUGGAGAAAUUUUCUCUGAUUCAGAAACAUUGACUGAAGAAAAAAGGAAUGUUGUAAUGAGAACUUCAAAAGCAACAAAGAAAGGUCAUAAAAGAUCUAGGUCAGAUAUGUCAUGGCUCAAUGCAGUAACAAAACCUCAAAGAACAACGAGAAAACAUAGUGAAGAUAUUGUAGGAGCACCAGAAGUAGAUUCAGAAAUGUAUUUAGGAACAGAUGUAAACUCCCCAGCCACACCAGAAGGAUACAUGGGUAAACCAGCUCAAGGGCAGUCACUCAUCCAUUAUCUUUCAACGCAGGACUUCCAUACUUGUGCCAAUCUAGAUAAAGAAAAUGCACACUUCAGUAUAUCAGAAGCAUUGAUUGCAGCCAUAGAACAAAUGAAAUGGAACCAUAUUAUUUCACCACAUCAGAAUCAGGAAAAUGAAGAAGAGGAUUCAGACGAGGAAAUACAGCAGUUAAAACAAAGGAUAAGGAUAAGGAAAAGAGAAAGAUUAAAAGAGAAAGCCCGUGGAUUACCAGCUUUCAGUGAUGGUGUAACUGACACAGCUACUAGUCACAGUACAUCACCAACAUUCAGCUCCCCCAUAGAUACUGAAAACUCAGAUAGUAGUGACUCAAGUGCAAUUGACGACGAACAAAUAGAACUUACAAUGUCAGAAAAUAUAAGUGAGAAUAAUUUGUUAUUGAUGAAGAAAGAUGGAAUGUCCUUAUCACUUGCUUCAUUAUAUUCAGAUGGUGAUAUCCAAGACAGAAAUAGUAAGAUGCUAGACAGACAAGGCUCAGUUACUACAGAAAAUGGUGUGAAUGUAACCAACAGUUUAUCAGCAGAGUCUGUUGCUAUAUCAUUACUGAAGAAAUUCUCAGAGAAACAACUUCCAAAGGCUUCAGAUCUUGUCUGGCUUGUAUCUGAAAGUGAUGCUCCUCAGAAGUUACUCCCAAUGCCAGACUCCUAUCCUAUUUCUCCUGAUGAUGCUGAAGAUUUGAAAACUAACAGAUAUCAUACAUUCCAGACCAGAUUACGGGGUAACAUGGAAUGGGCUCCACCAAGACCUCAGAUUAUCUUUAAUAUCCAUCAACGUCCUAAUAGGAAGAAAGCAAUGGAGAAGCAGAAUUAUCUCUGUGCGGGUUGUGGUACAAGGGUUGAACCAGGAUACAUCAGCAGAUUUCGAUACUGUGAAUACUUAGGAAAAUUUUUCUGUCAAUGUUGCCAUAGUAAAUCUUUAUCAUAUAUUCCGGGAAGAAUUCUGAAGAAAUGGGACUUAAACAAAUAUCAAGUGUCAAACUUUGCCCAUGACUUAUUGACUAAGAUCUAUACGGAGCCUUUGUUCAAUAUCUCUGAUAUUAAUCCAUCAUUAUAUAAGAAAGUGAAAAGUUUAGAUAGUAUUUUAGAAUUACGACAGCAGUUACAAUAUGUGAAGAAAUUCCUACUUAUCUGUAAAGAUGGUACCAAAUUGUUGAGUGAUAUAAAGAACCUACCACCAUACUGGUCUGAUGAUUUUCACGUAUACUCACUAUGUGACCUUGUUAAUGUAAAGAAUCUACAAAUGUUAAAUCAGUUAAGGAAUAUAGUCACCUCAUCAUUAACUCAUGUAGAAAAUUGUCAGUUUUGCCAGGGACUUGGUUUUAUAUGUGAACUGUGCAGAAAUAACUCUGAUGUUAUAUUUCCAUUUCAACUCAAUAAGGUUGAAAUUUGUCAAGGUUGUAAAUCCUGUUUCCAUAAAGACUGUUUUGUACCAGAUAAAUGUCCUAAAUGUGCUAGAUUAGAAGCUAGAAGACAGAGAAUGGAACAAAAGUUUUCAGAAGAAUUUGAUGAAGAAGAUAAAAACAGUUGAUAAUGGUUGAUGUUCCUUGAACAAGGAUUUAACAAUAUGGUGCUUACUCAUUUGUAUGAUAUUUGUGUCCACCACAGAUGUGACUGAGCCAAAUAAAUCUUCCUUUGUCUAUAGUUCAUUUAAAAGCUACUUAUAUUUGAGUGUAUAUCUCAGAGUUAUUUCACCUUUGCGAUCAUCUUGUGUAGUUUAACACUCAAGAGGGUUAUCAGAUCCUGCUCAGCAAUUUUUAAGUCAGAAGCUAAAUUUGGUUUUUUCAAUUAAGUCAUUUUUUUUGUGUUACUAUUCCUUUCAAGAAUUCACAGUUAUAUGUUGUUGAUAUUUCAAUGCUGCAUACAAUAAUGAUAUUUUACUAAAAAUUUCUUUUCGUUUAGUAAAAAACACAGUUAUGGAACAUUUAUAUCAUUGUGACCUACAUUUUAUGUUCAAUAUCUCAGGCUAACCUCUGCAUUUUUAAUCCUAAUGGUUAAAUUUUCAUUAAUUUCUUUUAUUGGUGGGUCAUGUAUGUCUUACAGACUAGUGAUUGGCAUCUGGUGUAUAAUUGUUUCAUUGGCAAUCAUACCACAUCUUCUUAUUUUUAUAUCAACAUAUCAUUUUGUUUUUGUAAAGUUCAUACUUAAUUUAGUAAAAUAGAAUAAUAACAUUUGGGGCCUUAUUUCAUACUAUUAAUAUAAUCCCAACAAGUCAUUGGCUAAACAAGAGGAGCAGUUGGUCAGAAAUUUAAUAUUUGACUGUAACGUUUUAAUCUCUUAAUAUAUACUGAUAAACUUGUCAUAAGUUAAGACCUUAACAAUUUUCAAUUUAAAGCAAAAUUUCGAUUUUCUGGAAAUCUUCAUCUUCAAGUUUUAAAAAAUAUAAUUUUCGCAAAAAUAGGUUUUUAAAUUAUUUUUUAGUUUUUAACAUUUGGCUAUAAUCAAUUUCUAACUGUGAAAUGAUGGUAAUAACAUGAAUAAGUAUACAUGUUAUCAAAAUCAAUACACGUAGAUGACAUUUCACAGUUUGUACUGUUCUAUAGAUGUUAGUAUGACAAAUUGUGAGAGAUUUUUUAAGCACAAAAUUGAGAAUGGAAAUGGGGAAUGUGUCAAAGAGACAACAACCCAACCAAAGAGCAAAAAACAGCAGAAGGCCACCAAUUGGUCUUCAACACAGCGAGAAAAUCCUGCACCCUGCAUGACUCUUUAUUUGGCUUAUGAAGACAAUUUGCUUUUAAUUUUCAGUGCUUCUUUAUGGAAUAAAUUGAUCAUCAUUUUAAUUUUUUUAAUGCCCCCUCCGUAGUGGAGGGGGCAUUAAGUUUUACCUUUGUCUGUCCGUCCGUCCCUCCGUAUGUACGUCCCAAAGUUGGUUUCUGUUCUCUAACUUAAGUUUGCUUUUACCAAAUUUUAUGAAACUUAUACACAAUGCUUAUUACCACAAAAUACAGAUAAAGUUUGAAUUUUGGUGGCGUCACUUUAACUGUUCUUGAGUUAUGCCCCUUUACAAAUGGAAAAAUCGCUGAAUUUUUUGUUUUUGGUUUUCUAACUUAAGUUAGCCUCAACCAAAUGUUAUGAAACUUAUACACAAUGCUUAUUACCACAAAAUACUGAUCAAGUUUGAAUUUUGGUGGUGUCACUUUUACUGUUCUUCAGUUAUGUCCCUUUAUAACUUUAUAUGAUAUGCAAGCGAGUCAUCAUCUGUGUCCCACGUACACAUUCCCUAUUUAUUUUCUCAAAAAUAUACACAUGGCAAAUUAAUUUAUUAUAUUGAUUUAUAUUCAAUUGUUACAUAUUAUAAGGUUAUGAUAACCGGUGACAAAUAUUCUGUGAUAUUUUCAGUAUGAUAAUGUUGAUCCCAAGAUAAUCAUUACAAAUUGAUUGAGGAUUAUCCCAGUUGACUUGCAGUUUGAAAGACAAAGGGAUGAAUUUUUCAACGUACCAUACUUAAGUGUAAUUUAUAAAUUUAUCUAGUCCUUAUUUUUUGUCAGGAAAUUUAAACAGGAUACCUUUUUCUGUUGGUUAUAAAUGCACCAUCAAUUGUAUAGCCCUUAUAUUUUUUAAUUAUUUUGCUUGGAAUAAAUUUGGUGGUUCUAACUUUGCUUUCUUAGGGCUAAUAAAUUAGAAUGAAUGUGGGAGGAUAGGAAAAGACUUCCAAAUUACCCUCACAACUAACAUACUUUGAGUAAUUUUGUGUACACCAAAUGGACACAUAACUAUAAAUUACCUAUGACUCAUGUCUAAAAAUAAAAUUUUUCUUACCUCCCACAUUUAUUUAAUGGAAUAGCCCUUAUAUUUUUCAUGAUUGUUUUGUUAACAUUAUGUCAUUUAGCAGAUACUUUUUGAUAAAGAAUAAUGUUCAAUACAGCUUCCAAUAUUAAUCUUUCUUCAGAAAGAGAUUUCAUACUUCAGAGGUUUGUCAAGUUUAAAUAUAUGACUAAAAUAUUAAGAUUCAAUUGUAUUACAUUUGAUUCAAGGUUCAGCAAAGGAGUAAGUUCACAAAGGGCUGGUAUUGGCCCUAAGAAUUUCAUGUUUUUUUGAUCCGGCCAAAAAACUAAAAAUUUCACAAAGAAAUAGUUGUGAUAUAACUAUUAAUAGGAAAUAAUUUCUUCUUGGCACAUCACAUUAAAAAUGAAGAAGAAAUGACCCCUCAAGUAUGCAUUAAUUGUGAAUUGUGUUGUAAUGUUAUUUUGGUAAAAUUUUCAAUAAGUCAGAAAAAAUGCACAAAAUCAUUGUUUUUUUACCAUAUAUCCACAAUGUACUGACUUUGAUGCCUAGAAUGUACUCUUAAUGAAGAGAUUUAUUCAACCUAGUAGGAAGGUGUUUUAAAUAGAUUCAUUUAAAAACUGAAUUAAAGCCAUUUUGACAUUUUAUGAUAAAGUUGAAUUUCAAAGCCAUAUUUGGCCUAAAGUGAACCUUUUCCUUGAUUUCAGCACAUCACUUUGGUGCUGAAGUAAAACAUUGUUUUAAGAUGAAGGUAUUUAAGAGAUAACUAUUUGAAGCUUUGCAGAUGUCCAUUGGUAGUUUGACUGUAGCAAAUUGAGUUUACCUGGCGAUGCAGAGCGAAGACUUUACAGUAAAAUUAACGAAGGACGUCCACAAAGCUUCAAAUACAAUACAGUUAUCUCUAUUCUAGUGAAAAAUAAACAAAUCAUUCAAUUUUAGUCAUUUUUUCAGUUUAAAAUUUUCAUUAAACGAAAAUUCUGCGAAAUGAAGUUAUCUUCUUUGGCACCUAAACUACGUGACGACAUGGGGCGUUUUCUGCCUUCUUGUCAGCCUCAGAUUGUAAUUAAAUUUGAUUUAAAGAAGAUUUCUAGUUGUAAAAUGUGAGUUUUUUUUUGCUUAUUAUUGGAGAAAUUACAUGUCAAUACAUUCCGGAAUUCAAAAUGUCGGUCUCCCUAGUUACAGACGGGGAGAUGGAGAAUUUUAUGCUGAUUGUCAUCCAAUCAGAACCAUUGAUACAAAAAAAUUGCAUUAGAAUAGGUAUUUUUGGCAAUUAUAAACUGAACAUCAAACCAUAGUGUAAAUCCAUUAAUUAACAUGCUUGUUAAGAUAUUCACAUUAUAUUGUCAAUAACUAUAUAUAUAUAUGAAUUUGACAUAUUUUUGGGAGUACAAGACUGAACACUUUUUUUAAGAAUAAAAACAAUGUGUUAUUUUUAAACAAUACUGAAUUAAUUGGUAUAAUUAAUUUUCUAUCAAGCAACUAAGAAAUUGUAUUCCAUUUUGUUUACUUGAACCCACGAAUUCAUCAAAAUUAUUGUCCAAGGAUAAAUAAAUGGUUCACAGCAUAUCUUGCAGUAGCAUGUUAAAAUAGCAGUUAAAAAUAUUGUUUUUUUCAUUUAUCAAAAGUAUAAUACAGUAGCAUUUUUAUGGUGAUUGUCAUACAAUUUUUCUUUUAGAACAAGUUCUCAGCUUUAUAGCACUUAAGUUAUUAAUACUUCUUCUGAUUUGAAUUGCAUACUAUGAAAGCUUAAAACCAAAGAGUUGUAAAAUAUGAUUUUCGAUGAUCAUGUAUUAAUUUAUGCCUGAAUUUACACAAGAAACCAAGGACAUUUAAAUCAAUCUUCAAAAUUUUCAUUUCUAUGCUUAUUUUUUUAAGAGCUAAUGAAAACCAACUGUUGUUUACAUGCAUCUUGGUAAGAUAAGGUCAAGGACCACUCGGCCACCUAGACUGAACAACAUAUAUAUAUAUAACUCGUCUCAAAUUUAGCCCAACAAUGUUAGAUCUUCAAAUUUGUGUUAGCAAAUUUUUGUUCUUCCCUCAGCGGGAUUCGAACCCUUGCUUCUUUGACAUCGUGGCAACACAGCCUGCACCGUGUCCAGCGACCUAGACCACUCGACCACCUAGGCUACAUAAAAAUAUAGCUUUCAGUGGUCGAUGUAAUGCCUUUCCUCGUCGGCUUUAUCUAGGGUUGUAACACAGUACAUGAUGUAUAUAUAGUGGCAAGUAGAUGGUGUACCUUUCAGAUCAGCUAUUUUGUCUGUCGCAAAAGAUGAUAAUGUAAAUUACCAUGGUGCCACAUCAAAUUUUAAUUUUAUUAUACACAUCUAAACAUAUGACAACUUUAUGACAGACAUUCUCCAUCGGAUAACACAUGGUUAUACAGGGCUAACACCAUAAUAUAUAUAUAACUCGUCUCAAAUUUAGCCAUACAAUGUUAGAUCUUAUUAAGUAUCAGUUGAACUGUGUACAAAAGAAACAUAUGUUUUUCAAAGAAUUAUGGAAUGUGAAAUACAAAAAGUGCAGAUAGAUUUAAAGAAAAUAAAUGUUUCUAGCAGUUUUUAUUAUACAAAAAAACAUAAUACACUUGAUUGAAUAUCAACAGACAUGUUUAUGUUGAUUUUCCCUUAUUCCUUGAAAGAAACCAAAUUCAGACAAAUGUUGAUUAAAUUUUUUCAAUGUGCCAAAUUUUACAGAAAAACUAAUAAAUAUUCAUUGACUGAUUCUAACAUUAUACAUGUUGAGAGAACAAAUAAAAUGGUUAUGUCAUUUUAUUAAAUUCUUAUGUGACCUUGGUUUAUUGGUGAUUGCAGCAUAGUGUCCAUGUUUGUUGAAAAUGUAAUUUAACAUGUGGUUGAUUAAAAUGUAUAAUAACUUUUAAAAGAAAUAUUUUAAUAUAAAAAAGAAAGUGCUGUAAUAAUAAAAGUUCCUAUUUA